AGGGGGCCCCGCUUGCCCUGGAGGUGGGAGGGAGAGGGAAGGUUGGGGGGCGCUGCUUCCCUCCUUUGAACCCGACUCCGGGCCCCGAGCGGCGGGGAGGGGAGCCGAGGGCAGCCCUCCAGCCACAGCCGGCGGGUCUCGCCCCCCCCCUCCCCUCCCCUCCCCUCCCCCUCCAGCCAGGCAAGAUGGCGGCGGCAGGAGGCGGUGCUGAGGGGAGGGGGGAUCCCGCCUGAGACACCCACCCACGCGCGCGGGCGGGCGCGCGGGCGGCUCGGGCUCCCGUUAGGAUGAGAUAAGGGGCGCCGGGACUGGCUCGCGACGCGCUCGCUCCAUCGCGCAGGGCGGGAGGCGGAGGAGGAGGCAGCAGCAGCGGCAGCCGCCGCCCAGCCCCGGCCUGAGAUAUAACUUUUUGUGAUGGAAGAUGGAAGACAAAGGCGUUCGUGUUGCUGACUACUUUGUUGUAGCAGGAUUGACAGAUAUUUCAAAACCACUAGAAGAAGAAAUCCACUUCAAUGAUGCUUGCCAUAAAAUAGCUAAACCAAAAGAACCUAUCACUGAUGUGACAGUAAUUAUUAAAUCUCUGGGAGAGGAAGUGCCUCAGGGAUAUAAAUGCAUAGAUGUUACUCCUUCAGGACUAUCAGGAGAUCUCAAUAAUGGGAGUCUUGUGGGUCCACAGAUAUUCCUUUGCUACAGGAGAGGAAGGGACAAGCCUCCACUUACUGAUCUGGGGGUUUUAUAUGAUGGGAAAGAGAGAUUAAAACAGGGCUGUGAAAUCAUUCAAGCCACUCCCUAUGGUCGUCCUGCAAACAUUAGUGGCAGUGCCUCAUCACAAAGAGUAUACAUCACUUACCGAAGAGCCUCUGAAAACAUGACCCAAAACACUUUGGCUGUCACAGAUAUAUGUAUAAUUAUACCGAGUAAGGGAGAAAGCCCUCCACAUACAUUCUGCAAGGUUGACAAGAAUCUUAAUAACAGUAUGUGGGGCUCAGCAGUAUACCUAUGUUAUAAAAAGUCUGUGGCAAAAACCAAUACCAUAUCAUAUAAAGCUGGUUUAAUAUGCAGAUAUCCUGAAGAAGACUAUGAGUCAUUCCCAUUACCAGAAUCGGUGCCUCUUUUUUGUCUACCCAUGGGUGCAACUAUUGAGUGUUGGCCAUCUAGUAGUAAAUACCCCCUUCCGGUUUUUUCUACAUUUGUACUAACUGGAGCUUCAGCUGAAAAGGUAUAUGGUGCUGCUAUUCAAUUCUAUGAACCAUAUCCUGAGGAGAAUCUCACAGAAAAACAGAAAUCUCAGUUAGGGUUAGCAACUACUGGAGAUGGGAAGUCAGAUAACUCCAAAACAGUUCAGACUAAUAAAUGCAUUUGUCUGCUCUCUCACUGGCCUUUUUUUGAUGCUUUCAAGAAGUUUCUUACCUUUCUUUAUCGUUAUUCCAUCUCUGGUCCUCAUGUCCUACCUAUUGAGAAACAUAUUUCGCAUUUUAUGCACAAAGUUCCUUUUCCAUCCCCUCAGAGGCCAAGAAUUUUAGUUCAGCUAUCGCCACAUGAUAACCUGAUUCUUAGUCAGCCAGUGUCAUCACCUCUACCACUGAGUGGUGGCAAGUUUUCUACACUGCUUCAGAACCUAGGGCCCGGGAAUGCAGUAACUUUACUUGUAUUUGCUGUAACAGAACAUAAAAUUCUCAUCCAUUCCUUACGACCGUCUGUCCUUACUAGUGUGACAGAGGCAUUAGUCUCGAUGAUAUUUCCUUUCCACUGGCCAUGCCCAUACAUUCCUCUUUGCCCCUUGGCACUGGCAGAUGUGUUAAGUGCACCAUGUCCAUUCAUAGUAGGAAUUGAUUCAAGAUACUUUGAUCUGUAUGAUCCCCCACCAGAUGUUAGCUGUGUUGACCUAGAUACCAACACCAUUUCUCAAACUGGAGAUAAGAAAACUAUUUCGUGGAAGAUCUUACCAAAGAAACCUUGCAAAAAUCUGAUGAACACUUUAAAUAACUUGUAUCAACAACUGGCAGAAUUGCAGCAAAGACCAAGAGAAGAUGCAUUAAUGGAAUUAGCAAUGAAUGACUAUGAUUUUAAUUCGGGGAAGAAGUUGCAUUUGUUAGAUAUGGAGAUCCAGGAGGCAUUUCUUUGUUUCAUGGCUUCAUUAUUAAAAGGUUAUAGGUCAUACCUAAGGCCAAUAACACAGGCACCUUCUGAGACCGCCACAGAUGCAAGUUCCCUCUUUGAACUACAAGGGUUCUUAAAAAGUAGAGAUCGGUCACAUCAAAAAUUCUACACAUCAAUGACCAAAACUCAAAUGUUUAUUCGCUUCAUUGAAGAAUGUUCCUUUGUUAGUGAUAAGGAUGCAAGCCUUGCAUUUUUUGAUGAUUGUGUAAAUAAAGUAGAUAUGGACAAGAGUGGUGAAACACGGCUUAUAGAGUUGGAUGAGUCCUACAAGAGUGAACACACAGUUUUCAUAACGCCACCUGAGAUCCCUCACCUACCUAAUGGCGAAGAGCACCCUUUGCAGUACAGCUAUAGUGGAUUUCCUGUGCUGAAACUAGAUUUGUUUGACCAACCUGAGGGGUUCCUGACUACACCAAAUAACAAAUUGUCUUCAAAAGCCAGUAGUCCCAACAGCCCAUCCCCAAUGUUCAGGAGAACAAAACAGGAAAUAAAGUCAGCCCAUAAGAUAGCUAAGAGGUACUCCUCCAUUCCUCAGAUGUGGUCCAGGUGUUUGCUGCGUCACUGCUAUGGCCUAUGGUUUAUCUGCCUUCCUGCAUAUGUGAAAGUAUGCCAUUCAAAAGUCAGGGCUCUGAGAACUGCAUAUGAUGUGCUGCGAAAAAUGCAUACAAAAAAGAUAGAUCCCCCUGAUGAGGUAUGUUAUCGGGUGCUUAUGCAGCUGUGUGGGCAAUAUGGCCAGCCUGUGCUUGCAGUGAGAGUCCUUUUUGAAAUGAAAAAAGCCGGUGUUGACCCUAAUGCCAUUACAUAUGGUUACUAUAAUAAGGCUGUUUUGGAAAGCACCUGGCCUUCAAGUAACAGAAGUGGCUAUUUCCUGUGGACGAAGAUAAGAAAUGUUGUAUUAGGAAUAGCGCAGUUUAAAAAAGCUUUAAAAAAACUACCUGUCAACAUACCACAAACAGCUCUUUCCGGGGGACUUUCAGAUCUUGGCAGUAACUUGUUAUUUAAAGAAGAAUUUAGGCAAGGGGAAACGUCUGUUCAAGAUAUAAACAAACAAAAAGAGGACAAGAGAGAGAGUGAUUCCAGUUCUUUGUCUGAAACAGAGAGUGCAAAAGGGAGUGGUGACUGUCUUUCCAAGCUAAAUUAUCAAAAUUCAAGUAGCACUUCAAUUCAAGUAGCAAAAGCCACUUCUAACAUAGUACGACUCAAUGGUACCAUUGAUAAUGCUGACAGUACAGCUGGGGAAGUCAGCACUGAAAGCCCAGCAGGGUUGCUGUUCACAUCCACUUUUGAGGAUACCAAUGAAGCAGGAGUUAUUCAAAGUAAAACCUUAAGAAAGAGACAUAAAAGUGCUGUGGAACCUGACCUAAAACAGAUGGCAUGGGGAAGCAGGAACCGUAAUCUGAGUGGAGAUGCCCUGAUGGGGCUCAUGAUAAAUAGAAUUAACCAGCAUGCAAGCCCUGAAGACAUUGUUGAAAAAUUAGGAGCUGAUGCAAAAAUACUAUCUAAUGUAUUCCAGAAGAGCAUAAGGCCAAAUAGUCUUGACAUCAGGAAGUCAUCUCUAGGGUCUAAGAGAGAAAGUAUGGAGAAGGAAUCUAGUGAUGAAGAGGUACCUUUCUAUGGCAGUUUUGCAAUUAAAACAGAGUCUCCUGUUAUCUUUGAUUUAGAAGACUUGGAUGCUGAACCUGACACAGCUAAUGUAAAGCCUAAGAGGUUACAGCGUAAUAGCAGCUUUCUAAUAAAACCAGUUGAAAAAACAGAUGUGGAAACUGGAUUUGAUCCCCUCUCAAUGCUGGUUGCUGAGACAGAGCAACGGAAAGAAGAUGAUGAAGACGAUGACGACAAAAGUGUUUCAACACCGUCUGCAAGGCGAGAUUUAGCUGAAGAAAUAGUGAUGUACAUGAACAACAUGAGUAGCCCUUUAACAAGCCGUGCACCAAGCAUUGACUUGCAAAAAAUAUACGAUGACAAAAAUGGUAGUAAAAAGAGUCCAACAGUCACCCAGCCAUGCAGAAGAUCCAGCCUUCCCCCAUACUCCCCCAGGCCAGUGAGUCUUACCAAAUCCAAAAGUUAUCACAUAAAAAAUGAAGAAAGGCCAAGGGACAGGCUUUGGUCCUCUCCAUCGUACACUCCAAACAGUCCAGCAAGGGAACAGUCGCAGGACAUGGCUGGUGCAUUAACUCUAGUGUCUCCACCUUCGUUCAACUUAGAUACGCUAUUAACACCUACAUUAGAUGUUCUGAAAAGCAGCAUGUUUUCUGCUGGGAAAGGGGUUGCAGAGAAAGCUAGCAAGUGGUAUUCAAAGUUUACUAUGUAUGCUGCAUCCUCAAAGGAUCAAAAUUCAGACCGAGCAAGUGUUUCAUCUCUUGGAGUUCUGGAUUCAGAAUCUACCUCUCUAACUGAUGAAGAUGUCUGCAAUGACUUUGAAGGUACUUCGUCUCCUCAAGAGAACAAUGACACCUCAGUAAUGAAGGGAAUUGGUCUAAGUAGGACAAGCCUAGAAAGUUCAGCUUCUCAUGAUGGCUCAUCCAAGCAAUUCUAUCACUGUGGUUCCCUUUCAAAGUUCCCCUUGCCUGACAAAUCAGAGUUGAUGUCUUCUUGCAGCACAAGCAGCACCAGUAUGUUUCAGAACUAUGCUAUGGAGGUACUCAUCUCAAGCUGCUCGCGAUGUCGAACUUGUGACUGUCUGGUUCAUGAUGAAGAAAUCAUGGCAGGAUGGACUGCAGAUGAUUCAAAUCUCAAUAGCACAUGUCCUUUCUGUGGCAACCUAUUCCUGCCUUUUUUGAAUAUUGAAAUCCGAGAUCUGCGGCGACCUGGGAGGUACUUUCUGAAGUCCAGUCCAUCUACAGAGAAUAUGCAGCUUCUAUCACCUUUUUCAAAUCAGACAGGAAAGUCCUGUAUCUCUACUCCCACAUCAUGUCUUGCUACAUCUGUAAUGCCUGUUCAAGAUGAUUUUAAUUCAAAAUGCAAAUCUAAACAACAGGACAACUCUUGUGCAAGAAGUAUCCAAAUCCCUUCAGGAAGAAGACACAAUAUUGCUGGGUCAGAAUGUCCAAGUCACUCUGUAGCAAGAAGUGUCAGUACUUAUGGUCCACUGGAAGAAGAUGAGAAGGGAAGCCGGAAGCUCAGCCAUAUUGUGCCCACUGGCAGCCUGCCAACCACUUUGCAAGGCACAAUGGAUUCUUUGGGACUGGAAUGGCGUUUAUGUAGUCCUGACCCCAUCACUGUUCCUUACCUAAGUCCUCUAGUGGUAUGGAAAGAGCUUGAAAGCUUGCUUGAAAAUGAAGGGGAUCGUGUGAUAACAGUGGCAGAUUUUGUAGACCAUCAUCCUAUCGUGUUUUGGAAUCUGGUGUGGUAUUUCAGGCGUCUGGACUUGCCCAGUAACUUACCAGGACUAAUACUUUCUUCUGAGCACUGUAAUAAAAAUUCAAAGAUCCCACGAAACUGCAUGUCAGAGGAUAGUAAAUAUGUUCUCAUUCAGAUGCUGUGGGACAAUAUGAAGUUACAUCAGGAUCCAGGACAGCCCCUAUAUAUUCUGUGGAAUGCACAGAGUCAAAAUCGUACUCUUUUGUUUGAGACCCAAAAGUAUCCAGUGGUCCAUUUAUUGCAAAAAGAUGAUGACUCCUUUAACCAGGAGCUCUUGAGAAGCAUGGUGAAAAGUAUUAAGAUGAAUGAUGUCUAUGGACCAAUGAGUCAAAUCUUAGAGCGAUUGAACAAAUGGCCACAGAUUAAAAGACAGAGGAGCCUCUAUAGAGAAAUAUUAUUUCUUUCACUUGUUGCUCUAGGAAGAGAGAACAUUGAUAUAGAUGCUUUUGACAGAGAAUACAAAAUGGCCUAUGAUCGUCUCACAGCUAAUCAGGUCAAGAGCACUCACAACUGCGAUAGACCACCGAGCACUGGAGUGAUGGAAUGCCGAAAGAUUUUUGGAGAACCAUAUCUUUAAUAUAUAUAUAUUUAUUUUAAUUAAUUGUAUACAUUUGUAAAGUCACAAAGAACAUCUUGGUCUUCAGUGUUUGAGAAACAUAUUUACAAAUGUACUGUGUCAGACUGGGAAAAAUUGGGCCCAUGAACAGUUACAAAAAUGAACAAUGAGCAAAGAAGGGGCCAGAUAUUCCUUUCCUCUCCCUGCUUCUCCCUCAAAUCAUUUUGUGGAGUAGGGGACUCUAAACUAAAUCAGUUCUCUAACGGGGGACAACAUUUUACAGUCCUUUAAAGAAAACUUGGGAGAGGCAGACAAAAAUGAUGCACUGAAACUAGCAAGAGUGAAGUAAAUUCUGCAAAUCUGUUUACAUAGAAUAUUCAAAAUGUUACAAAGAGCAUAUAAAGUUAUAUUUUACAUAUUUUAAAUUGUUUAUAGUAAGUUGAUAUUUUUUUAAUCUUUUUAAUUACUCUAGUGAAUUAUAAAUGAAUUUAUUGCAUAAGCAAUACAGUGCUCAUUUUUUUCUGCUAUUUAUAGUACCUGGUCCAAUUAGGUUUUGAAAAUAUUAUUGGUUUUUGAAGUGGUCUAUAAUUUCAGCACUGUCCUAGGUAACAUUCUGGGGCCAGUAUUUCUCUCACACACGCGCACACACACACACAAUUAUGUACUACCACUGCAAUUAGAUGAAAAGUAUGGCAAACUUGUGUAAAAAUAUGGUUAACAACACUCUGUUGACUCUGUACAGUAUCUUUAUUUCUGUAGAAGUCCCCCACAAAAUUCUGUAAUACAUUGAAGGAUCCCACAAUUUACUUUAAAGAGAUCCAACACUUUUUACCUGUUGGCAUUCACUAAUUUAAUACAUCUCUGGAUAUAGAUUACAAGAUGUAUAGCAAAUAGCUUACAAAAAUAGUUCCACAUAAAAUGUAUAGUGUACAGUCCUGUAUAUGGAGGUGUAGGUAUCUUUAUAAAUGCCCUAAACCUGGCACUCAGUUCAUGAUGGUCCAAAGCUACACUUUUUUUUUUAAAUAAGAAAAUGGAUAUGGCAAAUAUACUACAUGAAAUAUAUAGGGAAUUGAAUACAUUGGGAUAUGCUGUAUGUUAGAAGGUAUAUUUGGAUUGGCUGAUCUUAUGUUUCACAGCCAACACAGUAACUUUGGUUCUGUAAAGAAAAUAUUGCUGCAUAACUCUCCACCUUGGAGUCAUGACUUCUGGCUCAUGGUUUAAAGUUCUAGAAAUUUCAGAAAACAUUACGCACUCAUUCACAGCAGCUACACGCCAGAAAGUGGGGUUUAUGUAUAAAGUAUCAAAGGUUCCAUGUGCAAGUUUUUUCCUACCACCCUGCAGCACUGGAGGUGGAGAAGACUCUUUCAAUCUUUGAGAGACAGGUUUGGGUUUGCCUUCCUGCAGACAUCCCUCAACCUUUCUAAUUUCCAAGAGCAAGCCUACCAUGAUAUUUACCUAGGUGGAAAGGAUAAAUAUACCUUUUUGUGAGCUGUAGCUCACGAAAGCUUAUGCUCAAAUAAAUUUGUUAGUCUCUAAGGUGCCACACGUACUCGUUUUCAGUUUACUCUUAACAUUACAUGCAAAAUACAUCUUGACCCACGUUUCGUCUUUUUGGAUCAGCUUUCAUUGAAUAAUACCUCUUUUUCUAAGAUGCUGCUAAUCAUGUAGCUAUUUUUUUCUUUAUGGGGAGAUAGCAAUGUUAUAUUUACCACCAGUUUUCAAUGCUUAAUUAUUUUAAAAAUUUAUGAUUUAUUUUGUAGUGCCCACAUCUUCUGAAAAGCAUUCCUCACUGAUAUUGUAACACUACCAUAUUAAUCAUCAGUCACAAUACGUGAUAAAUACACUGCCAACAUGUUCAGCUCAGUCUUCAGAACAAGCGUGCAGAAUACAUGAUCAUUACUUUUGAACUUACUCAUAGUAAGUACCUAGUAACAUGUAUGCAUGCUCUGCUGUAGCUACAUUGUAUUUACCAAGUAAGUUACCUACAGUAGUUGCCAUGUAUGUAAAUAACUACCUGCAUAUUUGUGCUGUGUAUAAUGCAGUGUUAUACCACUUUCUUUAAAUCCUGUUUCCUACUACAGUUACUACUACUUGAUAAUCACCAUUUUAUAAUUCCUAAUAACCAUGAAGGAGAACAAGCUGUUUCUCCAGAGCUGUCAUGGGUGUUAUAGAAGUAUUUGGAAAGCUAUGAGGCAGGCUUCAUGUUUUAGAUUGAGCAGUUAGCCUGUACUGGCACAAGUAUCUGAGUCUGGUCUCCAAACCAAGUCUCAUUUGAUAGUGCAUUACAUUGCAACUAUGCACUUGUGCUAGCACAGAAUAUCAACAUAUUUAAUACAUAGCCCAAUCCUUUAGCCCAGCUUGCUUAUGAUUACUUUCUACUACCGUAAUUGUAGAGGAUCAAACAAGUUUGCCAGCUUAUACAGGUAUGAAAAGUCCCUUCAGUGUGUAUCGAAAGCACAUAAUGUACCAUAAAAAUAUUGUGUGUGUCUCAUUAUUUCAGGCAAGCAAUUUUAGCGUGCCCUUGCCCUCUUAAGACUGCAUUUCUAAAAGGUUGCUGAUGUUUAGUUGAGCUUGCUUUACAUUAAUAUAUCAUGUAGUUUUUAUUUAUCAAAUGAAAUCAUUAUACACUUAACUUUUAAAUACUCAUUUUGUAAAACCUGUUGCAAGUAGGUCAACUGUAGAAACAUAACAUAAGAAUGGCCAUACUGGGUUAGACCAAUGGUCCAUCUAGCCAAGUAUGCUGUCUUCCAACAGUGGCCAAUGUCAGAUGCUUCAAAAGGAAUAAACAGAACAGGGCAAUUGUCAAGUGAUCCAUACCCUGUCAUUCAGUCCCAGUUUAUGGCAGUCAAAGACUUGGGGACAUCCAGUGCAUGGGGUUGCUUCCCUGACCAUCUUGGCUAAUAGGUUCAUCAGUGGCUAUCUUCCAUGAACUUAUCUGAUUCUUUUUUUUACCCAGUUAUAGUUUUAACUUUUGGCCGUCACAAUAUACCCUGGCAACAAGUUCUACAGGUUGACUGUGUGUUGUGUGAAGUACUUCCUUUUGUUUGUUUUCAGCCUGCUGUCUAAUAAUUUCAUUAGAUGACCCCGGGUUCUUGUGUUAUGUGAAGGGGUAAAUAACACUUCCUUAUUCAUUUUUCUCCACCCCAUUCAUGAUUUUACAGCCUUCUAUCAGAUCCCCCUUAGUCGUCUCUUUUUUUCCCAAUCUGAAGAGUCAGAGUUUUUCAUCUUUCCUCCUAUGGAAGCUGUUCCGUACCCUUAAUCAUUUUUGUUCCCCUUCUCUUUUUUCUUUUCCAUUUUUAAUAUAUCUUUUUGAGCUGGGAUGACCAGAACUGCACGCAAUAUUCAAAGUGUGGGCAUAUCAUGGAUUUAUAUAGUGGCAUUAUAAUAUUUUUAUCUUCUCUAUCGCUUUCCUAAUGGUUCCUAACGUUUAGUUUUUUCAGCUGCUUCUCACAUUGAGUAGAUGUUUUUAGAAAAUGAUCCAUGAUGACUCUAAGAUCUUUCUUGAGUGAUAACAGCUAAUUUAGACCCCAUCAUUUUGUAUGUAUAGUUGGGAUUAUGUUUUCCAAUGCAUUACUUUGCAUUUAUCAACAUUGAAUUUCAUCUGCCAUUUUGUUCGCAGUCACCAAGUUUUGUGAGAUUCCUUUGUAACUCUUCACAGUCUGCUUUGGACUUGACUAUCUUGAGUAAUUUUGUAUUGUCUACAAACCUUGCCACCUCAUUAUUUAUCCCUUUUUCCAGAUCGUUUGAGAAAUAUAAAAUGAUAUCUGAGAAACUGGUACAUUUUUAGAUGAAUGAGAAAUUCUCCUCAUUCAGAUGGUAAUAAUGUGGUGGUCAGAAUGCAGGUCCUGAAGGUGGAAAGUUUUUAAGCAUCAUACAAUCCAAUAUUGAAAUAAUUUUCAGCCUUCACUGUCCUUUAUUAAAAAAGCAUUUUGAUUGUUUUCCAGUAUUGCGAGGAUGAAAAUAUUUUCUAGUACUUCUGGAAUAUUUUCAAUUUUAAAAAUUGUAAAAUACUAUGUGUACUAUAUAGUGCUUCUUUCCAUUAACUUUAAAUAUGUGUUUUACAUUUUAGUGCAAUAUAUAUACCAUGCUUUUCUCUUGUUCGAACCAUAGCAGCAGAGGGGAAAAGUACUGUUAGGGAUGGAAUAAUGAGAUGCUAUUAGAAGUGGAAAUUUUUCUCAGUGACUGUUAAAUACUGCCCAUUGCCAUUAGGUUUGCUCUUGGUACAGUUAUGAUAAAAUGAUUUAUUAAAUUUCCACAGACAAAUAAUUUCUAGCCCAACAAAAGAAAGGAACAAUUUCUGCAUGCAAAAUUUUUGUAUAACAAAUGGAAGGUACAAAUUUUAAUUUCAGAGAGGGGGUAUUUCUAGAUAUUAUAAUAUUCUCACCUGGAUUUUAAAAUGGUACUGUGUUAGUCUGCAAACAGCACUUUUUAAAUGAAUGGUUGUAGAUUUGUAAAUAUGUAACAUUUAAAUUUUAUUUACCAAAAAGAACAUCAGUUUGUUGGAUGUUUAUUUUGUUUUGUAAUUCAUUUAAAAUAUAUAGGUCACUGUUCACAAUGAUAAACCUUUUUGUCUCAUCCAAAAGAAUAAAAGUUCAAAGUUUUACAAGUAAAUAAAAAGCUAAAGUUCUCAGGA
Messenger RNA from Dermochelys coriacea (leatherback sea turtle), 10709 nucleotides. RefSeq names its product DENN domain containing 4A (gene DENND4A). Gene Ontology annotation, cellular component: cytoplasmic vesicle. Gene Ontology annotation, molecular function: protein binding. The transcript has 32 exons. Gene Ontology annotation, biological process: regulation of Rab protein signal transduction. The record is from RefSeq and is a predicted model, not a curated record. The coding region runs from base 422 to 6097 and encodes 1891 amino acids. NCBI's taxonomy places the organism in Eukaryota, Metazoa, Chordata, Testudines, Dermochelyidae.